Molecule: messenger RNA, 3001 nt
Organism: Folsomia candida
Lineage: Eukaryota; Metazoa; Arthropoda; Collembola; Entomobryomorpha; Isotomidae
Product: poly [ADP-ribose] polymerase 1
Exons: 17
Coding region: 154-1755 (533 amino acids)
Molecular function (GO): zinc ion binding; DNA binding
Source: RefSeq, a predicted model, not a curated record
UCAUGCAAAUUUCAACUUCGUGCAUUUUCGUAUUACUAAAUAUAUUUGAUUUCUACACAGCAAGUGAUCAAAAUUAUUCAUUCUGCCUCUAUCAUUUUAUCUUUAGACUUGUGUGCAUUAAAAGUCACAGCUAUAAGAUUUUAUUGGUUUUAAAUGGCCACUGAUACUCAGGACAAAGCGGAGCUUAGCAUUUUAGUUCACCUUGCAGAGUAUGCAAAAAGUGAUAAAUCGUCUUGCAAAGAAUGCAAGAAAAUAAUCCAAAAGGAAUCUGUCCGAUUUGCUAAAUUGGUUCAGUCAAGAUACCGAGAUGGAAAAGAUCCACAAUGGUAUCACCCAAAAUGUUUUGUGAAGAAAUACAACACAGUUAAUUAUUCCCAAAUUGCGGACUUUGAGAUUUUGCGAUGGGCGGAUCAAGAAACGUUUCGAAAAUUAAUUGAAGACGCCAAUGGGAAACCCAAGAGGAGGAAAGGACAGCGUGGGAAGCGGAAGGCCACCAAUCUGACCGAGACCCCUUCAAUAGCAAAGCGACCCCACUACGACCAAGAUCUCCUCUCCUCUCUCAAAGAACAGACUCACCUUUUUUACAGUAUGAGAGAUAAAAUGGAGGAGCAUUUUAGACAUGACAAGAAAAGUAUGACCCUUAUCAUUAGAGAAAAUGGACAACAAGUUCCAUCCGGGGUUGAUAAUAUGUUAACUAUUCUGGCUGACAUUAUGGCUUUUGGUGCAUUAGACCCAUGUGAUGCCUGUGGGGGGCAGCUGGUAUAUAAGAGUGGGAGUGGUGGCUAUCAAUGCUCUGGUCAUAUAACUGAAUACACAAAAUGCUACAAGAUUUUUGAACAGCCAAGUCGGGAACCCUUCAAAGUACCACCAGAUCUUAAGACGCAUCUAGCAUUCAAAAAUGUCAAGUUUUCUAUUAGAAACCGGGUGGUUCCGAAAUAUACUCCUCCUGAUACUACAAAGGCUGAAAUUAAUUUCCAAUCUGGGGAGUCCGUGACCUUGCCAAAGGCUGACCUUCCUCUACACAACAUAACAUUUGCUAUCCUCGGGUCCUUCGAAGAAGAGGCAUUUCAAGAAAUAAAAGAUAAGCUGGAGAACUUUGGAGCUCAAGUUCGAGUUAGGUCGAAAAACGUGACGUUCAUUGUAUCAACUCCAAUUGAUGUGGUUAACAAACACCCAAAAAUUGCAAAUUUUUUAACGACAAAAAUUGUUCCAAUCAUAUCGUCUGAUUUUGUGAACGAUUUGAACAUUUCGGAGGACUUUGACAUUGUAACCACCCUGAAAACGCAUGUAUUGAGUGAUUGGUGUACAGAAUUUAUUCUUAACCAUCUGCAGAGGAAAGUUAGUUGGAAGAAAUAUGGGCAGUAUCACAAGCGUAACCCAGUGACUACAGCGUACUUGGUUACGAUUGACCGUGAUGUUGACUGGCGAAGUGGUUUGUAUGAUGAGGGUGUUGUAUUUAAGGAAAAUGGACAAUUUUAUGAAUGUGUUUUAACCAAACAUAGCAUGGAAGAUGGAACAAACUCUUACUAUAAGAUCCAACUGAUUGCUACCCCUACCAUGGACCGAUUUUGGGUUUUCCGAUGUUGGGGUAGAAUAGGAAUGUCCUACGGUGACCAAACGCUUGACGAAAAUCUUUCAAAGGAUGAAGCAAUUGACCUUUUCAAAAAGACGUUUAAAACAAAAACAGGAAAUGAGUGGGGAGUUCCUUUUCAAAAGAACCCUGGGGGAUACGAUCUAGUAUCUUUUGAUCACUAGAAUUUAGACAACAAGGAAAAAGGAAUUGACAAUCAUCAGCUUCAGCCAAGCUUAGAAAAUUCAAAAUUGUCAAUGCCUGUCCAACAACUGGUAGCCUUAAUUUUCAGUAAGAAAGAAAUGGAACGCACAAUUAUCCGGUUGAAGCUGGAUUUUGCUAAAAUUCCUAUAUAUUCAAUUGACCGGGAUACACUCACCGCAGCAUAUAAAAUCUUAAACGAUGUUCACGAGCUUAUACAGGCGAAUUGUUCAACAAGCAAAUUCGAUGGACCAACACAAGCAUUAUUAUUAGAUUUAACUAAUCGAUUUUACUCAAAAAUUCAUCAUUGCUUCAAUGGCUUAGAAAAACCAAGGAUCUUGGAUAAUCUCGAAAUAGUCAAAGAGAAGAAUGAAAUUUUGGAUAACUUGUUUGAAAUAAUUUUGGCUCGUGAUGUUUUAAAAGAAAAGUUACGGCCUUCUGAAACCGCCAAAGAAGAUAAAACUUCGCCGAUUGACAACUGUUACACAACCCUAUCCACCAAUUUGGAAAUUAUAGACUCAGAGUCUCCUGACCAUGCGAGAAUCCUUCAGUAUUUCAUGGAUUCUCAAUCACCAAUCCACAAUUUUUGUCUAAAAAUGGGCCAUAUGUUUCGUGUCGUACGACGAGAUGAACGAGAGAGAUUUUUACCAUUCCAAAACUUUAACAAUAGAAGAUUGUUAUGGCAUGGUUCUCGAACAUCAAAUAUUGCUGGAAUACUUAUGCAUGGCCUCAAAGCGUCACCAUCUGGAGCAGAAAAUUCCACUUGGAACAGGGGGAUCUACUUUGCAGAUGUUUCAACAAAAUCCGCAUGGUACUGCAGAGUGGCUUCUUCGUCUGAAGUUGGCAUACUUUUACUAUGUGAGGUUGCAUUAGGAAAUAUGAAUGAAAUAACAAGAAACACAACGUUUCCUGAAAAACUGCCCGAAGAAUAUAACAGCAUUAAAGUAAUUGGGAAGUACCAAUCUCCAGACGUGACUGGGCUUAUGAUUGAUGGUGUUCAAAUUCCUUUAGGGACGCCACAAAAAAUGAAACAAGACGCAGACAUGGAGCACAAUGAGUAUGUUGUAUUCGACGAAGCACAGAUAAGGAUUAAGUAUCUGGUGACAUUCCGUAUUGAACGAAAGUCAACGAAUCCAAGUACAAAAUAGGUAGAUUUAAUUUGCCAUUAUGUAUUUUAUACAAAUCGGACACUAAUAAUGAUGAUAAUAAAAAAUCAGACACUGUGCGACA